CGAAAUUGUGAUCACGAUAUCACACAGUUUUAACCAAGAUUGCUGUCGGCGCGGCAACUGGCGCCGAACCUACUCGUGAGGUUAUCAGCACGGCGCGUGCGCGACGCCACAGCAUCGACAAUAAAUACGUCGAGUGGACACCGACCGCAUCAGUCUUCCAAGUUUGUCACACGAUAAGAACGUGCUACGAUGGUUAAAAGUGUUCUACGCGGUGAAACCUGCGGGUACUGCAGCGCGUGCGUGCGUAUACGCCUGUGCACGGCGCGCGGCCGGAGUCCUGAACCUGUAGAGUGUGCUUACAAGCAUAUCUUGGAAUCAUACGGGAGCGGCAGCGGAGCACCCGUGAAGACGCUAGAAGCCCCCAAAGCAGCUUGUUCUUCUUGUCGGUGGACGUCUGAUGCACAGUUUCCUGAAACCCCGCCCUCCUACAGCGACCUCAGCCAGGAGUGGAGUUCCAGAUCUUCCACCCGUUCUCGGACACGCCGGCGCAAGAGAUAGAUGUUAUUGCGUCAGAUUUUGGAAUUUCUCUACGGGUGCUUAUCCUCAAGUACGUAUUUGACCUCUCACCGUAAGAUCUCGUCGGUGAAAAUGUCUUAAAAGUGCUACUUUUAAUUUAUUCGCUGU
Molecule: messenger RNA, 624 nt
Organism: Cydia amplana
Lineage: Eukaryota; Metazoa; Arthropoda; Insecta; Lepidoptera; Tortricidae
Exons: 1
Coding region: 190-498 (102 amino acids)
Source: RefSeq, a predicted model, not a curated record